Messenger RNA from Camellia sinensis, 1700 nucleotides. RefSeq names its product ornithine decarboxylase. Gene Ontology annotation, molecular function: ornithine decarboxylase activity. Gene Ontology annotation, cellular component: cytoplasm. NCBI's taxonomy places the organism in Eukaryota, Viridiplantae, Streptophyta, Magnoliopsida, Ericales, Theaceae. The record is from RefSeq and is a predicted model, not a curated record.
AUUAUCACAAAAAAUAUAUAUAUACAUAUAUAUAUACACAUUUGAUUUGUGCUGAUUCUGGGUUGAAAACUCAAUAAUACACCUUUUUCUCUGUUUUUUCGUAAUCAAUGAGCAGUCUGAGAUAAUACCUUCAAAUCUUCCCUAUAUAUUACCCAAAAAGCCACCCAUAUAUAUAACGACUUCCAAACCCUCCUGCUUUGUUCUACUCCCUCUCUUCGUUUGUCACGGCCUCCGAGCCAUUCCGAGUCAUGGUCUCGAACCAUAAUAGCCUCCAGGUCAUCUUGGGUGCACCAGGGCUAAGGGGUAAGACCCUGACGGCUCUACCAAAAGAUGGUCUAACCUCUCUCAUACAGUCCAUCAUCUUCAAUAAACAAGACCUUAAAGAACCCUUCUACGUGCUGGACUUGGGUGUGGUCGCGUCUCUCAUGGACCAAUGGACUCGCACCCUCCCAACCGUCCGUCCUUUCUACGCCGUCAAAUGCAACCCCAACCCAGCAUUCCUCGGUGUCUUGGCUGCUCUCGGCUCGAGCUUCGACUGCGCUAGCCGGGCCGAGAUCGAAACCGUUUUGUCUCUCGGAGUCUCUCCUGAUCGGAUCGUUUAUGCCAACCCUUGCAAAGCCGAGUCUCACAUCAAGUACGCCGCGAGCGUUGGCGUAAACCUCACGACUUUUGAUUCCAAAGAAGAAAUCGUUAAGAUCCGGAAGUACCACCCGAAUUGCGAUUUGCUCAUUCGGGUCAAAUCUCCGGACGACGGCGGCGCUAGAUGCCCGCUCGGUCCAAAAUACGGCGCUCUUCCAGAGGAGAUCGCGCCGCUCCUUCAAGCAGCCCAAACCGCCGGACUCACCGUCUCCGGCAUAUCUUUCCACAUCGGAAGCGGCGCUACUGAGUCUGGCGCUUACAAAGCGGCCAUAGCGGCGGCAAAAGGGGUGUUCGAUGUGGCGUCACAGCUCGGCAUGCCUGAAAUGCACGUGCUUAAUAUCGGCGGCGGUUUUACGGCGGGUCCACAGUUCGACGACGCUGCUACCGCCGUUAAAUCCGCCAUCCAAGAGUACUUCAAGGAACCCGGUUUAACCUUCAUUGCCGAACCGGGGCGGUUUUUUGCAGAGUCGGCUUUCACGUUAGCCACCAACAUUAUCGGGAAGCGUGUGAGGGGGGAGCUGAGGGAGUACUGGAUAAACGACGGCGUUUACGGGUCCAUGAAUUGUAUACUGUACGACCAUGCUACUGUGAAUGCGACGCCGUUUGCGUGCACGUCGAACCGUGAGAACCCAAGGUGCGGUGGAGCGAGGACUUAUUGUUCGACUGUGUUUGGGCCCACGUGCGAUGCCCUUGACACGGUGUUGACGGGUCACCAGUUACCGGAACUACAGGUCAACGAUUGGCUGGUGUUUCCAAACAUGGGUGCGUAUACGGCAGCUGCUGGGUCAAAUUUCAAUGGGUUCAAUACAUCAGCGAUUACGACCCACCUCACAUAUUCCACCAACGCAAGCUAACACCACGACUCUUCUGUCGGGUUCGUUGCUGUAUCAUGCUGGUUAAUGUUCCCAAUUUUCGGGUUAUGUAAUGGGCUCCAUGUUGUUGUUGCUGCUGUAAUUUGUCGGAGAAGAGUCAAGCAUCAAAUAAUUAAUUUAUGAGUUUUGUUGUUUAGAAUGUAUUUGAUGACAUAAAUAAUUUAUUAUUAUAACAAGUUAUGAAGACAA